AUGGCGGGAGUGGCGAACUCGACGGGCCCCAGCGGCUCGACCGGCAGCGCGCGCUUGGACGGAAAGCCCAAAGUAGAUUCGUUCCACAACCGAGAUGGGCUCACAUUAAAGACCUACGCCUGGCAAGUGAAAAACCCAAUAGGAGUGAUAUUCCUAGUACAUGGGAUGAAUUCACACCUACGGUUAGAUUACAUGCGGCACAACGUAGAGAUAGUGAGCCCAGAAAAAGCUAUUCUGAAGGACGCAGACAAUUACUACGUUUAUAAGAACAGCUGGGUUGAGCAGCUGAACAAGAGUGGCUACUCAGUGUAUGGCCUGGACCUGCAGGGGCAUGGCCAAUCGGACGGGUGGAGGAACUUAAAAACCAACAUGAAAAAAUUCGACGACCUUGUGUAUGACCUUUUACAGUACAUCAACCGAGUGCACGAUGUGAUAUGCUUGACUGGCCGGAAGGAUGCAAAGGGUGGGGACGCGGGAAAGAGCGGUUCUGCGAACGCGAAAACGCCGCCCUUCUACCUCAUGGGCCUGUCCAUGGGGGGAAACAUCGUGCUGAGGGUACUAGAAAUUUUGGGCAAGUCCAAAACACACAGCGAAAAGUUGAACAUAAGAGGAUGCAUCUGUCUAGCCGGCAUGAUCUCCAUCGACGAAUUAGCCUCCAGAGCCUCUUACAAGUUUCUAUUCAUCCCCUUCAGCAAAUUUUUUGCCACCGUCUUUCCAUCCCUCCGACUGACUCCCUCCCUGUACUUUAAAAAAUACCCAUACGUUAAUCAAAUUUAUAGCUACGACAGAAAUAGGAAUAAAAAAUCGAUCACGUGCAAGAUGGGCUAUGAGCUUCUCAACGCUAUUGAAAAUUUAAAUAAUGAUAUGCAGCAUAUUCCAAAGGACAUCCCCAUCCUUUUCGUUCACUCCAGACAUGAUGGUACUUGUUUCUUUGGGGGCGUGGAAACAUUUUUUAAAAAAAUUAAUACGGACGUUAAGGAGCUGCACGUGCUGGACGACAUGGACCACGUCCUCACCAUGGAGCCGGGCAACGAGCGCGUCCUGCAGAAGGUGCUCGCGUGGCUAGCAGCCCGCGGAUAGCAGCCCCAGUUUAGCACACCCUAGUUAAUGUACACCAGUUAAUGUACACCAGUUAAUUUACGCCAGUUAAUUUACGCCAGUUAUUUUACACCAGUUAUUUUACACCGUUAGUUCACCCCAAUCGCGUUGCGCCCAAUCGCGAUGCGCCCAAUUCCGCUCGCAUAAAGCUGCAGCGGGGGUCCCUUUUUUGCCACUUGUUCCGAAGUUGCGCCGUCGCGACGCGCGCCAAGCGUUAUCUCCCCGGGGGGGAGCACACUCAAACGUACUAAGUUGUUCGCGUGUUUUGUGUAGUUCGUGUGUUUGUGUAGUUCGUGUGUUUGUGUAGUUCGUGUGUUUGUGCAGUCCGCGUAUUUGUGUAGUUCGCAUAGUUUGUGUUUUUAUUUUAUUUUUUUCUUUUUUCCUUUUUCGCACAGUUGUGUGCACCUGGGCCGCCCCUCAUACGGCUCCUUUUUUUCAUCUUUUCCACAACGCGUCACUUUGCGCGCUUACAUACUCACAACAUCGCUUUGCUGCUUUGCUGCUUUGCUGCUUUGCUGUUUUGCCGCUUUGCCGCUUUGCCGCUUU
Molecule: messenger RNA, 1644 nt
Organism: Plasmodium vivax (malaria parasite P. vivax)
Lineage: Eukaryota; Apicomplexa; Aconoidasida; Haemosporida; Plasmodiidae
Product: PST-A protein
Exons: 2
Coding region: 1-1080 (359 amino acids)
Cellular component (GO): membrane
Molecular function (GO): lipase activity
Source: RefSeq, a predicted model, not a curated record